AUGGAAAAACGGCUUCCAACACACACCCGCCGAGAAUCAUUUAGUCCUUCGCUUGGUUCACCAGACUCCGACACAUUCGCCGAAGCCCGAAGAGGCUCUGUCUCCUCACAUUCUGGUUCAAGUUAUUCGCUAAUCCACCAUCCAGAUAGCGACCUGGGUUCUAAUAAAGGCAGCCCUCCACGCCAAAAAGGCCCACCACCUUCACUCCGAAAACACCCAGGCCACCAACGAUCAUUCUCAGGUAGUUUCUCAGGCUCUCCGCCCGCAUCUCCCCGGGUUCCGGCUAUAAAAUCAAUGCGUCCAUCAGUAGAAAAGACAAAGACGCAUACCCCGCGUGGGAGCGUAGAUGAUGGCGAUUCGUUGUACAAGGGACCUCCAAAGCUUCAUAUGAUCCGUGGGAAAUGGAUUUAUUCCCGCCUGCGGACUAUUUUAUAUCUACUGAACUGGGCUACUGCGCUUUGCACGUUUGUCCUUGUCGUUUAUGUGUGGGCCGAUGAUUACCUACCAUACAAAGAUCGGGUCUCGACCCCCAGGCGGUUUUUGAGAGGUACUUGGGAGGAGUUGACGCAGGAACAGAUUGAUAGCGGGAUUAGAGGGAUGACGUUGAGGGCUUGGCCUGCGGAUAUCGAUUUGACGGGUGUUUAUUUAAUUAUUGCGAUUUGUGGUACCGGCACUGUCGUCUUCUUCGGAUUGUGGUUGCAGAAUAUCUUCCGAAGUGCGAAGUCGUAUUAUAUCAUGUUCACACGAACGGAAUAUUUUACUCUUGCCUUGCUUAUCAUCUGGUCUCUUGCAUUCGGUGCUACUGCCGGAUAUAUCACCCACAUCUUCAAGGUUGACAAUGAUGACCGUGACUUCUGGAGCUGGACUUGUACUCGUGUCGGUAUGGGUCAUGACAUUGUCUUCAAGCGUGAAAUCUAUUAUGACGGGGACUGUGAUCUUUUGACCGGUUCAUGGUACACAAUCCUCUGCCUCUGCGGCUUCUCUCUUUUGACCCUCCUCACCUUCCCAGCAAACAUCGUCUACCACUCUCUCACCAAGAACAGUGGCUACAGCCGCUUCGAACAAAAGCUAGGAUUGCGCGCCGAUCAAGAGGAACGUAUUGCGAGGAAGUUGGCGAAACGUCCACAGGAACAAUGGAAGUUUCCAAAGUGGGCGAAGCAGCCAAAGUGGUCAAAAUAG
Messenger RNA from Orbilia oligospora ATCC 24927, 1179 nucleotides. RefSeq lists its product as uncharacterized. The record is from RefSeq and is a predicted model, not a curated record. The transcript is spliced from 4 exons. The coding region runs from base 1 to 1179 and encodes 392 amino acids. Lineage: Eukaryota; Fungi; Ascomycota; Orbiliomycetes; Orbiliales; Orbiliaceae.